This is a messenger RNA of Rhododendron vialii, 1735 nucleotides long. RefSeq lists its product as uncharacterized. The coding region runs from base 64 to 1080 and encodes 338 amino acids. The record is from RefSeq and is a predicted model, not a curated record. Gene Ontology annotation, biological process: translational termination. Lineage: Eukaryota; Viridiplantae; Streptophyta; Magnoliopsida; Ericales; Ericaceae. The transcript is spliced from 6 exons. Gene Ontology annotation, molecular function: GDP-Man:Man(1)GlcNAc(2)-PP-Dol alpha-1,3-mannosyltransferase activity; alpha-1,3-mannosyltransferase activity.
AGGGGAGAAAGAAUACUCUUCUGAGAGGGAGAGAGAAAGAGAGAGAGAAGAGGCGACAAAGGGAUGGAGAAGAAGGGAAGCUCCGGUCUCAACAUCGCCCUCAUUCAUCCUGAUCUCGGAAUCGGAACCUUUCAAGUAACUGUAUAUGGUGCUUUCCUACCCCGGCAUAUUUUCUACCAUCUACAUGCUGUAUGUGCCUAUCUCAGGUGCAUUUUUGUCGCUGUCUGUGUGUUGUUCAUGUGGCCAUCAUUCGAUGUUGUGCUCGCUGAUCAAGUCUCUGCAGUCAUUCCUUUGAUGAAACUAAAGAAAUCAACUAAGGUUGGAUUCUAUUGCCACUUUCCAGAUUUGUUGCUGGCUCAACACACAACCAUUCUUCGGCAGAUAUAUCGGAAACCCAUAGACUUUAUAGAAGAAGUAACAACUGGUAUGGGGGAUUUGAUUAUGGUUAACAGCAGAUUUACUGCAUCUACUUUUGCGGGUACAUUUAAGCAUCUUCAUGCAAGAGGAAUCAAACCAGCCGUGCUUUACCCUGUGGUGAAUGUAGAGCAGUUUGAUAAACACCAUGCUUUUAAGUUUAAUUUUCUCUCUGUCAACCACUUUGAAAGGAAAAAGACUGUUGAGUUAGCAAUAUGUGCUUUUUCCUUGCUGCAAACCCUUGGAGGUGAUGUCCAAGGUCUUAAUGUUGCUGACGCUACGUUGACAGGCGUAGGCAAGUCUAUCUACUUCCAGCUUGAGUACAGACGUGGCUUUGAUAAAUGGCUAAGAGAGAAUGUUGAAUAUUUGGAAGAAUUGAAAAGCUUAGCAGACAGGAAAGGGGUGUCUCACAAGGUUAAACUCAUGACCUCUUGCUCAACAGCUGAAAGAAAUAUGUUGCUUUCGCAAUGCUCUGCGUUCUUUAUACACCAAAGGGGUGUAAAAGUCCAAUAUCAUCCUCAGGUCCAUUCUGUACAACUGACAAGAAGUCUCCUACUUAUCAAAGUUGUAAUUUUGAAACAAAGUCGCCUAAUAAUGGUUAAUGAUUGUAAGAUGAACAUUUCGGAAUCGUUCCAUUGGUGGCAAUGGCAGCCUAUAAACCUGUAAUUGCAUGCAACAGUGGGGGUCCUAUGGAGAUGAUUAAGAAUGGUGUGACAGGGUUCCUUUGUGAUCCUAGCCCUCAAGAGUUCUCUUCCGCGAUUGAAAAGUUCAUAAGGGACCCCCAAAUGGCAGAGAGAAUGGGUUCUGAAGCUCGACAACAUGUCGUCGAGUCAUUUUCUACUAAGAUAUUUGGCCAGCAUCUGAACCAAAUUCUUCUUGAUAUAGCCCGAGGAAAGGAGGAUUGAGACAUCGAAAACUACAUGGAAAAUAUGCAUUUUGCAGAUAGGGUGUCAUGGUUAUGGCAAAACGGAAAGUAAGGUUCUGCUCUAUUGCUAGUAGAUUGUUACAGUGGGCCUCUCUUCGAUCGGGUGUCUAGCAUUUUCUGGGUGGUAAUGUUUGGAUGAAAGUUAGGAACCAAUUCAGUACUUCGGUUUAGAACGCUGAAUUGCUCCUCAUUUUCCUUGGUAUUCUGAAUCUUCUUUAUUAAGCUAGCAAAUAGAGAAUUACCAACCUAACCACUUGAAUCGAGAAGUGGCAUUGAGAACUCAACCAGUCUACAUGCAAUUUCAAGUUCAUAUAUCAGUUACGAACCUAACCACUUGAAUCGAGAAGUGGCUUUGCAAACUCAACCAGUUUACAUGUAAUUCUAAGUUCAUAUAUA